This is a messenger RNA of Lolium perenne, 2360 nucleotides long. Its product is annotated as desmethyl-deoxy-podophyllotoxin synthase-like. Gene Ontology annotation, molecular function: heme binding; oxidoreductase activity, acting on paired donors, with incorporation or reduction of molecular oxygen; monooxygenase activity. NCBI's taxonomy places the organism in Eukaryota, Viridiplantae, Streptophyta, Magnoliopsida, Poales, Poaceae. The record is from RefSeq and is a predicted model, not a curated record.
CCAUCACUCUACUGCCAUUCCCAUGGAGGAGUUCACGGUGCGGUACUACGAUUUGUGCUUAUGCCUCUUCUUGGGUCUCCUCUUCUAUGCCGUCCUACGCGCCAUUUUCGGCAGCGGCACCAAGCAGCGCCGCUUGAGGCUGCCUCCCGGCCCGUGGCAGCUGCCGGUCAUCGGCAGCCUGCACCACCUAGUGCGCGGGCUCCCGCACCGCACCAUUCGUGACCUCUCCCUCCGCUACGGCCCAUUGAUGCAGCUCCGGGUGUGUGAGCGUCUGGCCAUCGUCGUCUCCUCCGCCGAGGCAGUGGGGGAGAUCUACAAGGGUAACGAGGCCCUCUUCUCGGAGAGGCUAAGUAGCCCGGGAAUCGAUGAGCUCUCGAGGCAUGGCCAAGGGAUCGUUUUCGCGCCCUACGGAGACCACUGGCGCCUGCUUCGCCGGAUCCUCAUGACCGAGCUGCUUAGCGCGCGGCGCGUCGAGGCGUUUCGACGCAUCAGAGAGGAGGAGGCGGCCCGCCUCGUAUGGUCCGUUCAGGCGGCGUCACCGCCUUCUGGUGGCGGACUCGUGAACAUCAACGAGCUGCUCGACGAGUUCAUGACAGACUCGGUUGUGCGCGCCAUCUUCGGCGACAAACUGCCCGACAGAGCCGCGUUCCUGAGGACUGUCAGGCAAGGAGUGCAGCUGUCGUCGCUGUUCGAUCUCAGGGACCUCUUCCCUUCAUCGCGGCUCGUGCGGCUUCUAUCACGCAGAGGCAGCAAGGCGGAGCGGCAGCGUCUAGAGGCGUUCAGGCUCAUGGAUAACAUCCUCAAGGCUCACGAAGAGAGGAGGGUGGCCAGAGAUGAAGACCACGAACAGGACCUGGUCGACGUGUUGCUGAGUAUGCAGAGAGAAGGCGCCAUGCGAGUUUCGCUUACCGACGGAGUCAUAAGGGCAGUGCUGCUGGAUGUCUUUGGUGCAGCACUUGACACCACAACGACUCUUGUGCAAUGGGCGAUGGCCGAACUAAUGGCGAACCCAAGGGUGAUGUUGAGGGUGCAAUCAGAGACACGAAUCGUUCUCACCGGACAAUCCACAAUACAAGACUCUACGCUAAAGGACAUGGAUUACCUCAAGGCAGUUAUCAAGGAAACGUUGCGUCUACACCCUCCCGCCUCUUUCUUUACUAGAGUGUGCCUGCAGGAUUGCAAGAUUCAUGGGUAUGACGUGCCAAGAGGGGCAACUGUACUCACCAAUAUAUGGGCGAUAUCUAGGGACCCAAAGUACUGGGAUGAACCAGAGAUGUUCAGGCCGGAGAGGUUCGAAGGCGACAUCGAUAUCAAUUUUAGAGGCAUGGAUUUUGAGUUCACUCCUUUCGGGGUUGGGAGGAGGAUUUGUCCGGGGAUAGAUUUUGCCCAUGCAACUAUUGAGAUGGCUCUGGCUAGCCUUCUUUACCAUUUUGAUUGGGAUCUACCCAAAGGAGUUGAAGUAGAGAAAAUAGACAUGACAGAGGUGUUUGGAGCCACUCUUAACAGGAAAGCCGAUCUAUUUCUGCGUCCAAUUCCUUAUGUUCCUCUGUAGAUGCCUGAUCGCCUCUAGAUAAAUAAAGAUGUGUUAAAUCACAUGCUCUUAAAACAGAGGCAUGCGACUUAUAUAUAUGCAUAUAUUAAGCAUUAUUAUGUAAUAUAUAUAUAUAUAUAUCAUUGUAUUGUGUACUUCCACCAAGAGCGGUUCAAUAUGCAUAUAUAAGAAAAUAGCAGGUAAUCCUAUGCCCAUACCCUCCUGGACACAUAUUGGUUUCCGGGGGAAAUGUCUUUAGCAAUGCCCGAUAAGGCAAUAUGAUACGGGGCGACCUUCUGUCUUCAUCGCAUCAUGUGCUUCAUCGCCAACAUGUCACGCAAAGGUGAAUCUUCUCCUUUAUGCGUGCCUACAAUCGCCUAUAUGGAACGGUAUACUACUUCAUACUCUGUCAAAUCUUGAUGAUAGGAACUCGACGACAAUUACGGAGGGAAGGGAGGAUGGCAUGGAGACCCGAGGAUGCAAGGCCGAUGUCACGGAAGCAUGGAAGAGAAGGAGGAAGAGGAGAUGGACGCUCCAGACCGGUACUACCGCCCAUCACGGCCGGUACUACUGCUCUCACCAACCGGUAUUACCGGGUGACAUAGGCAUCCCCAAUGGGCCUGCCGAAGAAGGUACCCGGUGUUUACUGAAGGCCCACGACCCGAAGAUCACAAUGCCCGGAAGCCCAAUAAGGCGUUGAUAUGGAAGAUAGAGAUAUAUUAGGAAUAGGGACUUGUAAUUAUACGGGGCGAACUCAAAGAGUCUCCCGCUGUUUGUAACUUGUACAUCGCAAAAUCCUCGGCUCCACCUCCUAUAUAAGGGGGAGUCG